Molecule: messenger RNA, 1305 nt
Organism: Fragaria vesca subsp. vesca
Lineage: Eukaryota; Viridiplantae; Streptophyta; Magnoliopsida; Rosales; Rosaceae
Product: glycosyltransferase-like domain-containing protein 2-like
Exons: 2
Coding region: 1-1305 (434 amino acids)
Molecular function (GO): glycosyltransferase activity
Source: RefSeq, a predicted model, not a curated record
AUGAUUUUGUUGUUCGAAGAAAAAGAAGAUUUGUAUAUAAACAGUGUCAAACAUGAGACAACUCGUGAAGAGUCGAAGUUGAUUAGUGAACUAAUCCACCACCCACCGGAGUCUUUGUCACUUCCUCUGGAGAGUCCGAUCAUCUGUGACCGAACCUCCAUACGAUAUGAUCUUUGCUCAAUCAACGGUCCGACAGUCAUGGAUUCAGCUACAUCAACUUUCUUCACUAUGAACUCGACCGGACCUCCAUUGGUGGAAAUAAUCAGACCCUAUCCUCGAAAAUUUGAGGACCUCAUAAUGUCGCAUAUCAAGAACCUCACACUGACUGUCGGGCCAAGAAUCCCAUCGUGUAGAGUUCAACAUAAUGCUCCUGCCCUAGUAUUCACCGCCGGAGGUUACACCGGAAACUUUUGGCACGACUUCAAUGAUGGAUUCAUCCCUCUCUUUAUCACAGCCAACACCAUAUUCCCCGAUCAAGACUUCAUCAUUGUGGUUUCUGAAGCUCCUAAAUGGUGGCCUAGUAAGUAUGCAAAUUUACUACGCAUGUUCACCAAGCAUCCUAUUGUUAACCUAGCAAGUGAUACCACCACACAUUGUUUUCCCUCUGCCAAGCUAGGCCUUAUAUCACAUGGUUUCAUGAUCAUAAACCAAACACUACUACCCAGCUUAAAGACAUACUUGAGUUUUCGUGGGCUUCUUGGCAAAGCCUAUAACCAAUAUGCCCAAUCCCAAGCCCAAAUCUUCACCUCUAAGCCCACAAAACCUCGGCCCCGACUUGUUCUAGCGAGCCGACGUCAUGCCAUUGGACGCUCCAUUAUGAACCAAGCCCAAGUCAUUCGUUUGAUAAAGAAAGUAGGUUUUGAUGUGGUGGUGUUUGAGCCUAAGACCAAAACCUCAUUGCAAGAAUCUUAUGCAUUACUGAACUCAAGCCAUGCAUUUGUUGGGGUUCAUGGAGCUGCCCUCACGCACUCAUUGUUCCUCCGGCCGGGCACGGUGUUUGUGCAGGUGGUGCCGAUCGGGAUAAGCUGGGCGGCGGAAGCGUUUUUCGGGAGAGUAGCAAAGGGGUUGAGUUUGGAGUAUUUUGAGUACAAAAUUGGAGUGGAAGAGAGUAGCUUGGUGGACAAGUAUGGGAAGGACAAUUUGUUGGUAAGGGAUCCAUUUGCUCUUCUUAAAACAGGUUGGCCCACCGAGGUUAUGAACAUUUACUUGAAAGAACAAAAUGUGAAACUGGAUUUGGUUAGGUUCAAGAGAUAUUUGAAGAAAGCUUUUAAUAGGGCUAAGAGAUUUAUGGAGAAUGAGGGUUAA